This is a messenger RNA of Drosophila miranda, 2091 nucleotides long. Its product is annotated as basic salivary proline-rich protein 4. NCBI's taxonomy places the organism in Eukaryota, Metazoa, Arthropoda, Insecta, Diptera, Drosophilidae. The coding region runs from base 27 to 1856 and encodes 609 amino acids. The transcript has 7 exons. The record is from RefSeq and is a predicted model, not a curated record.
ACACAUGAUGAAUCCUAAAUUGGGAUAUGUUGUGUGACGACGAAGCGCCACCAGAGCAAUCGGUUUGUCGCUGUCGAACCUGUGUUCUACGCAAACCCGAACACGUUCCCUGGCCGGAGGCGUUAGAGCUAGAGGCAGAACAAAAGGCAAAAGAAGAACAGGCAGAAGAACAAAGGCUACAAGAGGAACGGCAACGGACGCAGAAAAGGAAGUCAAAUACAUCUAAGGCACAGCAAAAUCAGCCACUGGGACAAAAGGCACUGUCACUGUCUCAGAAGGCUCUGUCACAUAAGGCACUAGCACAGCAGGCAAUGCCACAGGAGUCACUGGAGAAAAGGAAUAAAAUGGAUAAACGUGAAGUCGGAACGAGAAGGACCUCUAUAAGGACCAUUGAAUCGUUGCACAGCAAUGCCACCAUGCUGGAGGCGGACCGCCAAAGUGACUUCCGUCCCAAUUCCGAAGGUAUAUCGGCGGCUUCGUCGAUAAUGGACCCGCCAGGGGCUUCCCAAACGCAGCAACAGCCACAGCAACCCACAAUCCUGCUGAUUGUUGUCAACAAACCGCCCGAGAAUCAGUUCUAUCCACCUCCAGGAGCCGGGUACGGCCCAGGUCCAGCCAGAGGAGCCCCCAACUACUAUAAUCCGCCGCCUGGACCUGGAUUUGGACCUGGACGAGGACCACCUGGCUAUGGACCUGGACCAGGACCACCUGGAUAUGGCCCUGGACGACCACCAGGACCACCAGGGUAUGGGCCUGGUCCAAACUAUAGUCAGUAUCCUGGAUAUGGACCUGGCCCAAACUAUGGCCUGGAACGUCGUCGCAACGACGGCUACCGGGAGAAUCGUCCGUUUCAGCAACGCAGAGGAGACCCUCGAGAUCGCAGAGACUCAUUCCAAGGCGAUGACCGUUAUCGUCAACCUCCACCUCCACCUGCGCAAGGCUGGCGAGGGGGACCCCCUCCUCGUGGAAGGAGAAAUAGUGAAAGUUCUCGACGAACAAAUGAAGACCGUGAAGGAGACCGUGGACAAGUAUCCAGAUGUCGAUGUGGACAGGACGAUGGAGGAAAUGAUGGAAUCUCUGAAAAUAGCAGAAACCAGAGGAAACGAUGUAUGUGCGUAAGUGAUAAUGAUCGCUAUAUGCAAAGUAAUCCACCAAGUCACAGGAACUGCCAUUGCGAGGACGGCGACCGGGAGGUAUCCAGAAAAACCUUCGAAAAUAGCAACGAAAAUAGCUACGAAAAUAGCAACAAAAAAUCCCCAGGGAAAAAUACGAAGGAGUCAGCAUGGGUCAGCAGCAAGGUCACGUCAACGCCUCCAGACAAUCCCUUGCCGUUCAGCAAGGAAACGACCUGCUCUCACCAGAAGGAGGAGGUGAUUGUGCCAGGCAAGAAGACCUAUCGCUAUGUCACAGUUCCCGUGUGCAUCACCCAUGGCAAUGCAAAGUCUUGUGUGUGCUGCGACUGCCAUGAGGAGAACGACGAGGACGACGAAGACAAUGUGAACCGCACGUGUGAUUGCGAUCCCCAAGGACAUUGCAGCUGCCUGGAGGGUCACAGUGAAACUCAUUUGCACGAUGAGGUCCUGUGCGAGUGCGAUAUGACCAAUCUGGAGCGAACGCUGGAACACCUCAUACCCAAUACGGACUGUACGUGCUUUUUCAACGCCCCGAAGAAGAAACGCAAGAGAAAGCGCCUUGGUCCAACGGUCCGAUACGAUCGCUUUGCAAAUCCCCCCUUUGUCCUGAACCCCAGGCCGCGCUGCCUGGCGUAUAGCUGCAACACCUGCUGCUGUCCGGUGGGCAGGAGCUGCUACAACUGCGACUACAGUCAUGCUUGCUGCUGUCCAUGUUGUUGGUGAUGCUCUGGAUGCUUCUCUAGCUUCUGAAAUCAUAAAAUAAACCCAAUCAUAGGACAAAACAAAAACGACAUAGAACAUUUUUGAAUACCCUAGAAAGUGGUCUGGGGUGGUUUUUCUUUUGUUGACACAUCUGACAAAUGCUCACUGGGAUGUACUACUGCUGCUCCUCUUGGCUCCAAAAAUGGAUAACAAAAUAAAUUGUGAACACAAACUGUCCAAUCAUGGUGGCUCUGAG